Molecule: messenger RNA, 1788 nt
Organism: Danaus chrysippus (African queen)
Lineage: Eukaryota; Metazoa; Arthropoda; Insecta; Lepidoptera; Nymphalidae
Source: the annotation of a GenBank genome assembly
AUGCCCGAAAUUAAGAUAACUCCUUUGGGAGCGGGUCAGGAUGUUGGACGCAGUUGUAUUUUGUUGUCAAUGGGAGGUAAAAAUAUUAUGUUGGACUGUGGUAUGCACAUGGGGUACAACGAUGAGAGACGUUUCCCGGAUUUUUCAUACAUAGUGCCAGAGGGACCGAUCACAAGUCAAAUAGAUUGUGUAAUAAUAUCACACUUCCACCUCGACCACUGCGGUGCACUCCCAUACAUGUCAGAAAUGGUCGGUUACACUGGACCUAUAUACAUGACUCACCCAACAAAAGCCAUAGCUCCAAUUUUGUUAGAAGACAUGAGAAAAGUUGCAGUUGAAAGGAAAGGAGAAUCAAAUUUUUUUACUUCACAAAUGAUUAAAGAUUGCAUCAAAAAGGUAACAGCGGUAACACUACAUCAAUCUGUAAUGGUUGAUAAUGAAUUAGAAAUCAAAGCAUAUUAUGCCGGCCAUGUCCUAGGGGCUGCUAUGUUCUGGAUAAGAGUUGGAUCACAAUCAGUUGUAUAUACAGGAGACUAUAAUAUGACUCCCGAUAGACAUCUCGGGGCAGCCUGGAUUGAUAAAUGUAGACCUGAUUUACUUAUAUCGGAAUCAACAUAUGCUACAACUAUAAGAGAUUCAAAGCGUUGCCGGGAAAGAGAUUUCUUAAAGAAAGUCCAUGAGUGUGUAGAGAAAGGCGGAAAGGUUUUAAUACCUGUAUUUGCUCUUGGUCGAGCACAAGAGCUAUGUAUACUGUUAGAGACGUAUUGGGAGAGAAUGAAUUUAAAAUACCCAGUGUACUUUGCAUUAGGUUUAACGGAGAAGGCUAAUAACUAUUAUAAAAUGUUUAUAACAUGGACAAACCAGAAGAUACGUAAAACAUUUGUACAAAGAAAUAUGUUCGACUUUAAGCAUAUUAAACCAUUUGAUAAGUCAUAUAUUGAUAACCCUGGUGCUAUGGUGGUUUUUGCUACUCCUGGAAUGUUGCAUGCUGGUCUAUCCCUCAAUAUAUUUAAGAAGUGGGCUCCCUAUGAGCAAAAUAUGUUGAUCAUGCCAGGUUUCUGUGUUCAAGGCACAGUUGGACACAAAAUUCUAAAUGGCGCGAAGAAAAUUGAAUUCGAAAACCGUCAGGUAGUUGAAGUUAAAAUGGCCGUCGAGUACAUGUCGUUCUCUGCUCACGCUGACGCGAAAGGCAUCAUGCAGCUGAUACAAUACUGCGAACCAAAGAACGUGUUGCUCGUGCAUGGAGAGGCUCAGAAGAUGGAGUUCUUAAAAGAUAAAAUCGAAAAAGAAUUCAAGAUCAGUUGUUACAUGCCCGCCAACGGUGAAACGGCGAUAAUAAACACUCCAACGAAGAUCCCGAUAGACGUAUCCUUACGAUUACUGAAGGCAGAGGCUGUGAGAUACAACGCUCAGCCUCCAGAUCCGAAACGGAGACGAGUCGUACAUGGAGUGCUCUGUGUUAAAGAUAAUAGAUUAUCAUUCCUAGAUAUAGAUGAGAUGUGUGACGAAAUCGGCAUUAACAGGCAUAUCAUUAGGUUUACGAGCACCGUGCGUUUUGAUGACGCCGGUUCAGCGAUCAAAACCGCUGAGAAGUUGAAGACAUUACUGGCAGAGAAGCUCCAGGGUUGGUCCAUUACCAUAUCAGAUGGAAACAUCUCAGUUGAAUCCGUCCUCAUUAAAGUUGAAGGGGAGGACGAUAAUACUAAAAGCAUCUACGUGUCCUGGACGAACCAAGACGAAGAUCUGGGCAGUUACAUUCUAGGUUUACUGCAAUCCAUGGUACAGUGA